Malaya genurostris is the source of this 1564-nucleotide messenger RNA. RefSeq names its product clavesin-1-like. NCBI's taxonomy places the organism in Eukaryota, Metazoa, Arthropoda, Insecta, Diptera, Culicidae. Gene Ontology annotation, cellular component: membrane. The transcript has 3 exons. Gene Ontology annotation, molecular function: phosphatidylinositol bisphosphate binding. The coding region runs from base 332 to 1318 and encodes 328 amino acids. The record is from RefSeq and is a predicted model, not a curated record.
ACCACACGGAGCUUAGUCUCGCGCGACACUUCAAGACGAUCGGAAGCAUUCAGGCGCUAGAAGAAACCUGUUCGCGGCGGUAGAACUAACGUUUCUUCAAUUUCAAUCGUUGUAGACCUAACUGCAUGCAGAACGUGGUCGGUUCUUAACUAAACAAGUGAGUAAGUGAGUGAGUGAGUGAGCGGCGGUUCAAAGCGGCAGCUAUAAACCAGACCCAGAAAGUAAUUUUACGGCGGAGUUCGCUUUACCAAACAAAGUGAUUCACCCCCCAAAAUCCGUUCAGUACACCUACACGGCAUCUGUUCGACCUGAAUCACCUGAAGUACUCACGAUGGACGUUGACACCGUCGUCUAUAGCAACUGCAAGAACCCGGCCAAGUACGAACCGUACCGGUGUAGUCUGAGCGAUAAGCUGCUAAAAAAGGCCAAAGCCGAGCUACGUGAAACCGAGGCCAUUCGUGAGCAAUCGUUGGCUCAAAUGCGUGAAUGGAUCGCCAAAAGUUCGCAGAUCAAGAAAUGCCGCACGGAUUCGUUGUUUCUGUUGCGAUUUCUUCGAACGAAAAAAUUUUCCGUCUCGCAGGCCUGUGAAAUGUUGGAAAAGUAUCUCUUCAUCCGUCAGACCUACCCAAAAUGGUUCCAGAAUUGUAACAUCGACGACCCGGAGCUAGAAGCUGUCAUUGAUGGCGGUUAUAUUGUGCCAUUGCCACAGAAGGACGAAAAUGGUCGCCAGGUGGUGCUCUCUGUGGCUGGCAAUAUUCACAUAAACAAAAUGAACUCAGUUCUGCUAACGCGGGCACACUAUUUGGUCCAGGAGGUGCUGGCAGAUGACGAAGAGGCACAAAUUUGCGGCUAUACCCAGUGCUUAGACGAGCGACAGCUUUCACUGAAGUUGAUGGGACUGUGGUCCCUGAUUGAUAUAAAACGGGUCGCCGAAUGUAUGCAGAACGGAAUUCCAAUCCGGAUGAGGUCGUUUAACUUCAUCGGGCUCCCGUCAGCGGCUGUGACACUGUUAGAGUUCUGUGUUUCCCUGUUGAGUGAUAAACUGAAGAAACGAAUCAAUCUCUUCCGCACCGUGAACGACUUCGCCGCAAAGAUGGAUAAGCGUAUUCUGCCGGAGGAAUACGGAGGAACCGCCGGUCCCAUUGCGGACAUGAUUAGCCAAUUCAAGAAGCGAUGCCACGCGAAACGUGCCCAGCUACUGGCCAUGGAUGAAAUGCACAUCGAAAUCACGAAAACUUCCUCACUCUACACGGACACCUGUCGGGGUGAUCUGGACACCGGCAUCAUCGGCAGUUUCCGAAAGCUGGAAGUCGAUUAGACAAUCAGCCGAAUCAGCUGAAAACAACCGUGAACCAAUUACAGAAUGGGUUUGCUUUCACUGUUAUAUACAUAUGCUUACCUGAAUCUAAAAGUGAUAUUUUACCACCCUGAUCCGAAGUUACAAGAAAUUCAAAGAAAAUAUCUACAAUUGAUUUAUAUUAGUAUGGAAUAAGGUGAACAUGUUUUUAAAAUGUUUAAAUCUAGUAAAUUUAAGAGGAAAAAUACGUUUGUUGCUACUUUAUAA